AUGAGUGAGGGACAAAUUCCAGGCUCGGAUGUUUUAGGUUUGCAAUUGGGUGUUGGUGUUCAAGGUGCUAGUCUUUACUCUCCGCAGGAAAAACAUACUACAAAGAAAUCACAAUGGCUAAGACCAGUGGAUGAUACGUUACCCGAGGGUGUACUGGAUCUCCGUAUAGUGGCCAACAGUGUGCUUUGCGAUACUGUCAUUCGAUGUAAUUCCGAGGAGAAAGGAUUGCAAGAAUCAGAUAAUGGCGAUGAUCUCAUAACUAGUGAUAUUGAUGAGGAUAUGGAUGAUCAGGCGGACACGUCUAUAGUGGUAAAUCCAGUGAUACCCGUAGUACCGAAACAUGUGCAUUUUUUCAAGAAAGUUGAGGUUGAUAAUGACCCCAUGUUCAGUGUUAACUGCGACACGCCAGUUUCACUCCAAGAUUACAUUCCUUCCGAUUUGCUACGCGACUUGAACGAUACAUUGGAAGAAAGUGCCGGUUCUCCAAGGUCGGGGCAAGAUGCCUUCUUUUGGGACCCGACUGUGGCUAACCGGCUGGACUCUAAAUAUAUCCAAACGGCAUCAGAUUUAAGAAACUAUAGGGACGGAACCGAAAUUAUAGCAUAUGCCUCUGGUAAAACUGACUCUGUGCUGAAUAUAUCAGUCUUAGUACGACAAAACACAUUGCACUUGAACCGACAUAACAAUGUAACGAGCAUCGAGCUGCAUUCGCCGAUCAAGAGUAUCAAGAUACCAGGGACUUCUGAAGCCAUUGGGCGGAGAUCAAAUCUAGUGGGCGUAAUCACGGAAAAUUCUUUCCAAAUCUUUAGAAUCGAAAAUAUUCAUUCGAGAUCAUGUGAUGUCAUAGUCACCAAUUCUGAACCGCUGUAUUUUGUGGAAGUAGACGAUAUUCAAGUAGUAGAUUUUGCAUUUAAUCCUUGGGACUUGCAACAAUUUGCCAUUAUUGAUGCAAAAGGCAACUGGAAUAUCGGGACGAUACCAAAAAAUUUCAAUAAUAACAAAAGAAAACUACAAUUAAUAGAUAACUUCCAUGGCACGAUUUACGAUCCAGCAGAAUUGUCGUCGUGGAAAAGAAUUGAGUGGUUUUCACAGUUCCAAAAAAUACUAAUUUUUGAUAGAUCCAAAAUGAUUGAAGUCGACUUUGUGAAUAACUGGCAAGUGGAAGUGGUACAGGCAAAGACGUGGUCAGAUAUACGCGAUUAUAGGAGGAUUGACGAUAAUAAUGGUAUCUUACUUACGUCAAGGGAAAUAAUAAUCAUAGGAGCAUCAGAAGCAAACGACGUCGUGAGAAAAAUAUCAUGGAAACACGAUCUGGAUCCCGAUGAUACCACACUUAAAAUCACUACUCAAAAAGUUAAGAAAUCAAAUAUUUUGCUCCUGGUUGCGUUUGUGUAUUCGAUGCGUCAUAAAUACAUUUACAUCCAUGUAUUUUCUAGCACAAGAACAAACCUAUUUCAAUCCUUAGGGUAUUCAACAGUGAUUAAAAUUCCAGGUGGGAGCCCUACUGGUAUAGAGGCAAUCACAACACUCGACAAAAUAGACGACAAAACUCCGGCGGACGAAGAUGCAGAUGAAAACAUUGGGUUUACCGUGGCUUUUUUGAUCAAAAUGAGGAACUCAUCUAAGAUUUAUUACUGUGCUUUGUCAAAUACUCAAAGUGAUGAAUUUAAUGAACAAGAAAACUUCACUGUGACUGAUCAUUCCGAGUGGAUGUUGCCUUUCAAUAACACUAAUAACCGUGAAAAGGAGAGUAUUUGUGCACUAAUUUCUCAAAUUAAGAUGAAAGAAAGGGAACGUAUAUCUCAGAUACGAGAUUUAACUGAGCAUGAAAACAGCCAUGAUGAAGAUAGAUAUCUCCAAGACCUGGGGUAUCGUUUGUCUAUGGCUACAAAUCAGUUGCUUGAAUCCUGGCAAAGAACCAAAGAUGAAAGUAUCAGUAGUGAGGCUUUGAGCUAUUCAAAAUUGAACAAUCUCGUUGAAAAUUCAAACUCUUUCACUAGUAUACCUGAAUUCUCUUCGUUACUUGACCAGUUUUUCCAGUACUAUCAGGAUCAAGAUGUCACAUUCAUUGAUUUUGAAAAACUGCUACAUUUAUUUUUACAUGAAGAUGUUCCUGGUUUGGAUAUUUUUUACAAUAAACUGCUACAAUGUUGGGUUCUGGUAUCACCACAAGCUGAAUUGCUUACAAAAGAGAUAGUCAAAGAUAUCGUCUGGAGUCUAGCAAGACUUGAAAAUCCAUCCCUUUUCGAACCGAUUCAAAAGAAAAUUUCACAAUCGCUAAGCCAGCCUUACCAAGAUGUCAUCUCUUCAUGGGAUAUGGAUGAGUUAAACGAAGAAGAUGAAUUGGAUGAUUUUAAUUUUGAUAGUCAAUUUUCAGCAACGUCCUUCAAUGGCAGGCCUCAAUUUACUAUAAGUUCUCAGUCCCAAAUUCCUACGAUUAAAUCAUCUCAAAGUAAUGGACUAACACGGAGGAAAAAAAUAUUGAAGACACAAUCCCAGAGAGCAGCUCCGUUGUCGCAAUCUACCCAAAAUUUAAGCGUCUUGCCAGAUUUAAUGACUCCUGCAUUUACGCUAAUGCAACCCCCAUCUUCACAAAUAUCAUUCAUGAACGAUUCGCAAACUCGUAAUUCACAAAGAGCCAAAAAGAAGAAGAAAAGAAUUCGGGGGUUUGGAUAG
Messenger RNA from Saccharomyces mikatae IFO 1815, 2676 nucleotides. It is a transcript of the gene RRN6, whose product is annotated as Rrn6p. Gene Ontology annotation, molecular function: RNA polymerase I transcription regulatory region sequence-specific DNA binding; RNA polymerase I general transcription initiation factor binding. NCBI's taxonomy places the organism in Eukaryota, Fungi, Ascomycota, Saccharomycetes, Saccharomycetales, Saccharomycetaceae. Gene Ontology annotation, cellular component: RNA polymerase I core factor complex. Bases 1 to 2676 code for a protein of 891 amino acids. The record is from RefSeq and is a predicted model, not a curated record. The transcript has a single exon. Gene Ontology annotation, biological process: nucleolar large rRNA transcription by RNA polymerase I.